AUGUCCACAUCUGCUGUUAUUGAUGAUGAGGACGAUGUGGAGUUCGUUUCCGAGGGUCCUAUCAGACCAGUACUUGAAUGCAUAGAUUUGCUGAGUGAUGGUGAAGAUGAUGGUGCCGUCUCUACAGUGGACAUUAUUGAGGAUCAGGUGGACCGACAAAAGGCUCAAGUCGUGUCUACUUUGGACAGACUGGCACGUCAGGUCGCCGUGGAGAAACAGGAGAGAGCAGAGAAGUGCAAAGCCUUCAAGGAGAGGGUGAUCUCGCAGCAGGCUCAUGGUCGUCAGGAGCUGGCUUUCAGUCACAACAGUGGAAGCAGCAAUGAGGCCAAACGUUGUGUGGACAUCUGGCUAAAAAUGCCAGGGUUGAAACCUGGUGUGAUAAACACUGGGACAAGCUGGAGGCGCAGAUCAGCACCGUCAGGCUCUUUGAGGGCUUCUCCUCAGACCUGCCCUGUCAUUAACUGUGGCAGAGUAUACGACAAUGUUGCACUCCUGGAAGGUCACUUGAAAAGGUUUGACCACUCUCCGUGUGACCCAGGUAUAAUGCUGAAAGGAAACUCCUGUGCUUUUUAUGCAUGUGUUCCCUGUGGACAGCAUUUUGACAGCAAAGAAGAAUGGAGGUUGCACCUGGACUCCAAGGUUUCUUCUCCCAAUCCCAAUGGCCAUGCCAGUUCACAAAACUAUCAGUUGAUUGUAUGCUUUGCCUGUCCUGCUUGCUACCUCCUCUUCAACAUCAGGGAUGAGUGUCUUCAACAUAUGUCUGCCAAAAACCACUUUACUCACUCCAUCACUCUUCAUGAAGCAUCAAAAAUGUUAGCAGUGCCCAUUCCCAUCCCACGUUAUGUAAAGAACCGUCUAGUUGCUCUCUGUAAAGAGGUUGGAUUCAAAGUGAAAUGUACGACAUGCUCUAAGGUGCUAACCUCACAUAUGGAGGCCCGGGCACAUUUCAACGUGCAUUGCAGACAAGGCUGUGCGAUAGCAGAAGCUGAUCAAACUGUGGCACAGGUUAUGAAACAGAUGGUAGUGUUGGGCUAUUGCUCUUCAUGCACCAAAAUCUUCUUUAAACGAGAUCGGAUCCAGAGUCAUCAGCAGCAGAUGCAGCAUGAGGUUGAUGUCAUGAGCAGUGUGGGCAGAGCCUUCUUGCACUACAGCAACUUCAGUGAAAUCCAACACCAAGCCAAGGUCACAUCAACAGCAUCUUGUAAACGAGGCAAUCCGAUCAAAGCAUCACAACACCAAAAGAACCUGGUAAAAAACGACCUCAAGGAGUCUCCAGCUAAGCGAAAGAGACUCACGCAGGCCGAGACAAGCAGCCGCACGACCGUCGCUUGGGCCUGCGAGUGCGGUUUGCGUUUUUUUGAGGAAGAUCAAGCCAGCAAGCAUCUCUUAGCAGCCAACCAAAUCUUUCAUAAAUGUGGCGUAUGUGGCAAGCUGAUGGGAGAAUCCUCCAUCGCCCGUUUGCACAUGAGUCGAUUCCAUGGGGGUGCUCACCUCUCCAACUUCCUGUUCCACUGCAGGAAAUGCACAGUGGAAAUGCCAAGGAUGGAAGAUAUUUUGUCACAUAUUAGCGGUAGCCACAGAGGACAUACCUAUUAUGAAGAAAAAGAGGAGGCUGAAGAAAAGAUCAUAAUUGACUCCUCUGCCAAACCAUCUACCAGUGGUCGACCAAGCAGGCCAGCAGUCACAUCCAGUGUCUCACCCCCCAAACGUGAGGAGAAGUGGCUAUGUAGAAUGUGCGAGGACCUCUUUGACUCUGAGGAAGCUGUUUCCAAACACUGUGGAGACUUCACAAGUCAUAGUUUUCAACGGUUUGCCUGUAAUCACUGCCCACAAAAGUUUUUCAAAGAGUCCACGCUCCGUCGACACUGUGUAAAUGAGCACGACGGACAGAUUGAGGUGCGUUACUUCUGUGGACUUUGUGACAGCAUGGUUUAUGAUACAGAACAGGAGUUUCUCCAGCACUACACUAGCCUGCACAGCAAGGAUUACUACUGCUUGGCGGCAAGUGAGACCACAGUUGCCGAGAUGCCUACGGAGUCACCGGCGAUGAGUCAAAGCCCUGACCAACUCUGCCCUUGCAUGGGUUCAGAGAGAGCCAAAGAGGAAAAGAAGGCCGCGUUUACCAAAUGCAUGAAACAGCUGGCCAGCGAACACAAAUGUAGCUACGUCUGUCGUCUGUGCGACACAAAGACGUUUUCUUACGCAGAGAUGAAAACACACGUCCAUCUGAAGCAUGAGGCUUUGCAGCAGAAGAGCUUUGAUGUUUUAUGUGCAUCCUGUUCAGAGGGUUAUAAAGAUGUGCCUAGUUUCCACUCCCACUACCAUGACCAGCAUUGCCCUCUGGAGCCCUGUGUGGGCUACUGGAUGAGUGAGAUCAACGGAAAACCAUCCUCCUCUGCCAGUUUUCUGAAUGCAGAGGAGAUAUCCCCUGAGAAGGAGGCAGAAGAGUUUCAGUUCAUAGAGAAUGCUGUUGCUGCAAACUGUGACCAAGCUAAAGAAGAGCUUGAGCCAAACCAGACUGACGUAGAGUCUGAGGAAAAUCAGGAUGAGUGUGAUGAUGACAUGAGGCGUGCUUUGGCCUUGAGUGAGGAAGACGUGAGAAAGCCUUCAGAGUUUGACAUUGAAAUGGAGGAGGCACUGAAAAGAAGUCUUCAGGAAUUCUGAUGAACAGUACUCCUGGUUUUGGAAACAUUUGAUUUGUUUUAUAUUUCAGUGUUGUCCAGAUACUGUACUAGUUUGUGCACAGAGGUUUUUUUUAUGUAACGUCACGUAUCCCUUCUAGAAAGU
Molecule: messenger RNA, 2787 nt
Organism: Chanos chanos (milkfish)
Lineage: Eukaryota; Metazoa; Chordata; Actinopteri; Gonorynchiformes; Chanidae
Gene: znf451
Product: zinc finger protein 451
Exons: 12
Coding region: 1-2664 (887 amino acids)
Source: RefSeq, a predicted model, not a curated record